This is a messenger RNA of Rhodofomes roseus, 2066 nucleotides long. RefSeq lists its product as uncharacterized. The transcript is spliced from 4 exons. Bases 288 to 1751 code for a protein of 487 amino acids. The record is from RefSeq and is a predicted model, not a curated record. NCBI's taxonomy places the organism in Eukaryota, Fungi, Basidiomycota, Agaricomycetes, Polyporales, Fomitopsidaceae.
CGAUCAGAGCGAGGGCGGGCAUCCCCGCGCCGGAAGAGGAAGGCUCAAUGUGCCUCAGCGCUGUCCGUUUUUCUGCACGUUGCAGAGUUAGCGACCCAGUGCAGGCCACGCCCCCCUCCAUGCCCCCGUCAUAUCAAUGCACCACAAUCGCUGCUGACAAGACGUGUGCAUCGGCUAAUUUCCUGUUCCCAUCGUGAUUUUCCACCCUCCUACCCCGCCUUCCUGCUUCGACGCCCGAUUCAGUCUCUGCCUGUUCUCGAGCUUGUCUUCUACGCUGUCCAGUCAGGAUGAGCACGCCCCGGAGCCCCAGCCAGCCCCUCAACUACUUCCAGCAGAGUCCAGUUCGAGGGCAGCUGGAGAACCCGGAUGGGCAAUAUGCGAGGAGCGGAUGGCGGUAUUUGCAGUGCACGGACACGCCAAAUGAACUUAGGGUACUCCUGCCUCCCCGCACGGCCCUCAUCUACAGUCAUCUCCUUCGUGCAGAGCUCAUCGAGCUCCGCAAGGAUCGCGAUGCAGCCUGGGACCGCAUCCUGCAGAUCCGUCACCUCAAAGACCGGAUGAUCCGCAAAUGCCAGCGACUCGCGAAGGAGUCCGCGCCCACGGGCAAGCCCGCCCCGCGCACCAUGUUCUUCACCGUGCACGCCCCGCCCGACUACCGCUUGAAGGAGAUGGAGCGUUGGUUCCGCGAGCAGGGCGCGCACUUCGGGUCGGACGUCGCGCAGGGGCACUCGCGCACGCCCUACUGCUGCAACAAGUGCAUGCCGCCUGCACAUACCAAUCAUCAGGGAACCCUCUCGCGUAAACCGUCUGCACAGGCUUACCGACACGGCCCUCCCCCGGACCGAGUGCCUGCGCGCCGCGGGGACUCAACGACGCACACGACCACCACUCUGCUCAACUCGUCCCCCCCUCCGGGCCAGCAUCCCCGGCGACAGCCUCCACCUGGCUACAAAACGUCGGGGCGCGUGCCAGCAGUGGUGCGCGACCCCGACCAUGCCUCGCCUCACCGCAAAACCACGGAGCGCAGACGGUCCGCAGGGUCAGACGUCAGCACCGGGACACGCUCCGCGCGGCUGAACGCGAAGUCGCCGGACCCGCUGCCCAUUCCAUUCCGCAUGCACGAUCCGAACGAGGAGCCUCCUUUCGUGGACUCGCCCGACGACAGCCUUGAGGACGAGCUGCCGUCCACGUCGCCAGAGCCGGAGGCACCGCACGAGGCAGCGCCCCUCCCCGCACUGAAUGGCCAGCUGCCCACGAUCCACGAGGCCUCCGAAGGGCAGGCCUCGGUCGCCGGCGAGGAUGCCCAGCGCCCGAUUCCCCGUCGACGCAGCAGCCUCAAGCGAGCGGGCAGCAUCAGCAGGCUGAGCAUAGCGAGCCAGACCAAGUCCGUCGCGUGGGCCAUGGACCGGGAUUGGAUUGAGCAGAUGUCGCAGUACAUGAAGACCGCAAACGAGGCUGAGGUGCUUGUGCACGAGCUCGAGGAGCUCCGGUCGGACUACCACAAGGAGGUGGACGCAAUGAAGCGGAUGUGCCGCGGCGUGUCGGAGGCGUCCGAGCGACUUCGUCUUGAGAUGGAGAAGCUGCACAGAGACGAGGAGGCGGUGAGGAAGCAGGAGGACAGGCUCCUCCACACCAUCGAGCAGCUGGAGCGGAAGGAGACGCAGUUCCGCGACAAAGUCGUUUCGGUCCUCGAGGAAACCAAACGCGUCGUCCAUCUCUGUGACAAGAAACGCGACAUCCACGAACUAUGAUCUGCGUGACAUACUUCGGAAAGUUCAGUUCUAUUCGCGGGUGUCAUCUACCUUGCUUUGUUCGCUAUCUCUAGACGCAUGACUGCACGCCACCUAACGGUUCGGAAACACCACUUCCUGUAGCAUUAACCCUCUAUUAAGUACUUCGCGGUAAAUACCCUUGACGUAUAUGAUAUCCUACGCAUGUAUAUAUUGUUCUUCAGUUAUGCUCUGGAUGGAUGGACGAAUGCAAAUGAGGAUACUCACGACCAAUCCAAGCGUGUAAUGAAUGCAUGGUGUACAGUGUGAACAUUGUCCAAUAGUAUGCAGGAAUAA